GUAGGGGGCGUAGUCUGUAGUGUUUCCUAUAGACAUAAUACAGAGUGUUUUCUAGUUGGCUGCUGCUGCACUAGUCCCUUCUGGAGCAGAGUGAGGGCUUUAAGGGGCGUGGUGUGUUUUGUUACAUAAAGGAGCGCUGACCGAGCUGCGUUGAUUUAGUGGAACAAACUGUUCACAUUCCUCGCCUUUCUUCACAAGGUAAAGAUAAAAAGACUGCAUUUUACCUCUACCGUCGUGGAAGCAUUGUGGUAUUUCUCUUCUUACCAGUUUAAUUGUAGUGCAGGUUGUUAAAAACAUGUGGACCUCCCUGUUAAGGAUCGGACACCUGCGAUGUGUCAAUAAGUGCUUGCAGACUCAGAGUUGGAAUAUACUGAGCAGACCACCUCCAGCUUUGACUUUCAGCACAAAAUCAUCAGGAUCCAAAACUUCAUCAAAAAAACCCAGCAAAGACAAAAACAAGCCUAAAACAUACUUCGACAUAGAAAAACUUGUUCAACACAAGCCAUGCAACUUCCCUAAGAAAGAAGUUUCUCCAACUGCCUCUGCAGUAACUGAAGCUGCACAGGAAGCCAUGGCUUCUGUAGCAACAAAGCGCACGUCCCCUGUUGCUUCAGCUGGAACUAUUGCAACCACUUAUGACAUUACAACUCAACCAGUGACAACAUCCUUUGUUAAAAAAGUACCUUCCAAAAUAACAACUGCUGAAUCUAUUGUUGAAGUUUUCCCUGAUGACUAUCCAGGAGAAGAUGCUCUAAUUUUAGAGGCCUCCAAAGUGGCUGCUGAGCCUGCAGUUGAUGUGCCACAAGUCCCUAUGCAUUCUGCUCCUGCCUCUGUAGAAUCGGCUCCUGAUCCAUUUGUGAAUGUUGUGCUGGUAGAUGGGGCCCUGAACCUCAUUCAAGAAGCUGUGCCAAAUAAGGUAUUCAUGGAGCCUGUGGAAGAAAUACCUCCCCCAGAAGGGUCACUAAAGUCUGUGGUGGAAGGGGCUCAAUCGGAGGCGUUACUGGAGCCUUUGACAGAGGAGGUGUCACUGGAGCCUGUGUUGGAAGUGGCUGACGCAGAUGCGUCAUGUAAGUCUUUAGCAGAAGCAACCCCUGAAGAGCUGUCACUAGAGCCUGUGGUGGAAGUGGCUCCUAUGGAGGUCUCACUGGAGCUUGUGGUGAAGGUGGCUCCCGAGGAGGCGUCACUUGAGCCUGUGGUGGAAGCAGCUCCCACAGAGUCAUCUCCAAAACUUGCAACAGAAGUGACACUGACAACUGUGUCAGAUGGGGUCCCUGAAACUCUAACUGCAGACCUGCCAGCAUCCCUGGAACCUGUGGCAAAAGCAGUCCCUGAGCCUGUAGCAGAAGCAACUCCUUCAGAACUGGACCAUGCAGAGUCCAUGCCAGAGCCUGAAGCAGAGGUGGUGCUGGAGCCUGUGGCAGAAAUUACUGAAUCUACAGAUGUAGUUCCUGGCUCUGAGGAUCUUGUGGACCCUGCCUUGGUCCUUUCCAAGGCUGCUGAAGAAGAGCUGCAGAUGGAAUCCCCUGCUGAAGCAGUUGGACCAUCACAGGCUCAUAUGGACCCAGUGCAGAAGCUGUUCUUGGACUCUAUACGCGAAUAUUCAACAAAUUCCCAGGCAGCUGGUGGUCUGGUUGAUGCUGGCUCACAGUAUGAAAAGGUUUUGGAAGAGGAGAUAGCAAAGCUACAGAGACUAUAUGGUGGUGGAGACCUAACCAGUUUUCCUAAUUUCAAAUUUACAGAACCCCAGUGGGAUGAAGUUUCCCAGAAGUGAACCAUCAGCACUUCUACUUAACAUUUACAACUUUGUGCACAGGAACAUGAAUUUGUGUGAUUGUCAAGCAAAUGAUCCUCUACCUGUUGCUUAUAUGUGAAGAUAAAACAUUGGAUUUGUAGAAACUGUAGAUUUUGUGCCUGCAGAAGAUAAGGUUUUACAUUAUUGCCAUGACAUUUGACAAAGUGAUAUUAGAGAUGCAAAUUAGGUUGUCUGAAUCUAAAUCAAUAAAUAAUCUGACUUC
This is a messenger RNA of Gambusia affinis (western mosquitofish), 2015 nucleotides long. RefSeq lists its product as uncharacterized. Gene Ontology annotation, biological process: proton motive force-driven ATP synthesis. The transcript is spliced from 7 exons. The record is from RefSeq and is a predicted model, not a curated record. Gene Ontology annotation, molecular function: proton transmembrane transporter activity. Lineage: Eukaryota; Metazoa; Chordata; Actinopteri; Cyprinodontiformes; Poeciliidae. The coding region runs from base 296 to 1771 and encodes 491 amino acids.